Parastagonospora nodorum SN15 is the source of this 942-nucleotide messenger RNA. RefSeq lists its product as hypothetical. The coding region runs from base 1 to 942 and encodes 313 amino acids. Lineage: Eukaryota; Fungi; Ascomycota; Dothideomycetes; Pleosporales; Phaeosphaeriaceae. The transcript is spliced from 3 exons. The record is from RefSeq and is a predicted model, not a curated record.
AUGGACCGAAUGCUCUCUAGCAGCGCCUCUCACGACACAAUGACGGCCCAAAACGCGCUGGAAUCUCCUCUCCUCAGGCUUCCAGCCGAGAUACGGAACCAUAUCUUUGUCUACAUCUUCACAUGUGAAGAGGCGUAUCACUUGAGAUACCACACAGACGUUCGGAAGUCAGCCAUAGGCCAACAUCUUGGAGUCUGCAGCGCAUAUAUCCCACCGUGGCUUGGUCUGAUCCGCGCGUGUGGCCAAUGCAACGCCGAGUCUGCGCUUCUGCCUCACACACUCAACUCGUUUCACAUCGACCAGGGAAACAAGCUAAAACUCCUGAUCCCACAUCUUUGUCAAUUACAGAAUCCGCUCACAAUUCUGCGCCUGGAUAUCAGUAGCAAAGUGGGCUUCAACGAAAGGAUCAAGAUUGUCUUUGCCGACAGCUUGCCGCCAAGUGUUGAGAAGUUGGAAGUGAAAUGCUUCGACUCGAAAGAAUCUACCUAUUUCAUCUCAAAAGAUCCGGAACUCAAUGAGUUGUUGGUCUACCGGCAUCUCAGACGAUGUGUGGAGCACUGGCUUACAGAUAGAGGCAAGGGCAGACAUAGUCGCCAGAAUGCUCUAGGAGCUGGACUGGGUUGCGUCGCAGUGGUAGCUCUUGGCCUAGGAUGGCUCGUCCUGCACCGCAAGAAGAACAGACGAGCCACUGGAGUAAUUUCAAAAGACUUCACAAGCGAAAAUGGUUUGGUGAUGACGGUGGCUCCAGAUAUCGCCGAGAAAGAUGGCACAGAGAGGUUUCACAAGCACAACGGGAAGGAGACAUUCGAAAUGCAUGUCGCCGAAUCACCAUCAAAAUCCACAGGCGACAUGAAUCGCGCUGAACUCGCAGACGACAGAUCAGCCGAGCUUUCUGCUGAUUCGCCCACCGAACUCCCCACAAAUUCUAUAAAUCGUGAUUAA